Molecule: messenger RNA, 992 nt
Organism: Trichogramma pretiosum
Lineage: Eukaryota; Metazoa; Arthropoda; Insecta; Hymenoptera; Trichogrammatidae
Product: DET1- and DDB1-associated protein 1
Exons: 4
Coding region: 220-504 (94 amino acids)
Biological process (GO): positive regulation of proteasomal ubiquitin-dependent protein catabolic process
Cellular component (GO): Cul4-RING E3 ubiquitin ligase complex
Source: RefSeq, a predicted model, not a curated record
AUUGGCUCUUGCGCCACCUUUCGUUGCAAUUGUUAAUUUUUGUCCAAGCCUCUGGAGUCUGGAGUCUUGCUGCUUGCAGUGCAAAAGUGUACAAAGAACUGUAAAAGUUAGUUGAUUUUUUCCUCGAUUCGCACUGCAAAGUCCUUUGAUUGAAUCGUGUGUUUACGACCAAGUUGAAAAAUUGCAAUCACCAAACUGGAUCGCAGCGAAUCUUCCAAAAUGUCGGUAGCCGAAUUUCUAAGCGGCUUGCCAUCAAUAAAUGAAAAAAAUUUUGCCAAUUUUCAUACUGAUAGUGCUAAUAGAACUACUAUCAAGCGGCCAUCUAUUUAUAUUCCAACAAAAGAUCAUCCUUCGGAUCAAGUGAUUGUGACGGAAAAAACAACAAUAGUAUUGAAAUACUUGCACCAACGAUGGGACAAAAAAAAUACCACGGAAAGAAAACGAGAUCUCACAAAUGAUUCUCCUGAAGAUCUACGAAGCAAAAGACCUCGACUGGAUAAUUAACUAUUAAUUUUAUUUUUAUAAUUUGAUUAUAAUUAUAUAAAAAUCAAUAGAUGAUAAAAGGCACAAAUGUACAAAAACCUCACUAUUUUUUUAUAGGAUCAUUUUUUGAAAAUACUUUUUGUAAUCAUAAAAUUACUCAUUAUGUGUUCCAAAAGUUUUUUCUUUGAUACUUUGUACAAUACUUAGGUUUUUUUGUGUCAUGAAUAAUCACACAGAACAUCAUUGGUACAUAUAAGUAUGGAACCUAACUGUUCUUGUUCCAAAAAAGAAUGUCUUCUAAAAUUAUAAUUCAACUACUACAGCUAAGAAAGUCUAAUUUAUGUUGAACAUUGUUUUUUUUUUAAAUGAAACUAAUCAGUUUUUUACUAUUAAAAAAAUCUUAAUGUCUUUAAGAUUGAAAUUGAAUAGUUGCAUGAUUUUGAUUCCAUUUUGUAAAUAUAGUUUGUGUCAAAAGCUUUUAUGUACUAAUGACAAUCUACUACAAAUCA